AGAGAAUUCGAGUACUUAUUGCUGAACGAUUGCAGUUGUUAUUAUAAAUUAUAUUUUAUUCGAAGACAACCUUGUAUAUCGAGCAGUUGUGAGGAUCGUUGAGGAAAAUUUGUAAAAAUGUUUUUAACAGGGUUGAUAAUUGGAUUGUGUUUUGUUUCGUGUUCCUAUGGAAAGUAUAGCUAUGAAACUAAGUAUAUUAAUGUACCGUUGGAUCAUUUUUCAUUCUUCAACAACCAGACCUUUCCAUUGAGAUAUUUGAUCAAUGACGAUAAGUGGAGACCCAGCAAUGGUCCAAUAUUUUUCUACGUUGGAAACGAAGGAGAUAUUGAACUAUUUGCUCAAAAUACAGGAUUCCUUUGGGAAACUGCCGAAAAAUUUAACGCCCUGGUUGUUUUUGCCGAACAUCGUUAUUAUGGAAGAUCACUGCCAUCUAUUAAUGACUUUAUACCUUCAGAUUCAAAUAGUAACCUUACCAACAACCCGUACGAAUAUUAUUCCUACUUGACCAGUAAUCAAGUUUUGGCGGAUUACGUCGACGUGAUACACGAGGUGAAAAAUCAUCAGAAACGUGGCAGACAUUAUACUGGCCCACAAUCCAACCCUGUAAUCGCUUUUGGAGGAUCACUAGGUGGGAUGUUGGCAGCAUGGAUGAAAAUGAAAUAUCCUACAGUAAUUGAAGGAGCAUUAGCAUCGUCAGCACCAAUUUUCUAUUUCUCCGGCAUGUCACCUUGUGACGGAUUUAAUAAGGUUUUAACCAACGUGUUUAAUGAUACCAGUCCUCAAUGCGUUCAGAAUAUUAAAAAGUCUUGGGGUGCUUUACGAAAAAAUGUUAAACAAGACAAUGGAACUUGGAUUAGUAAAAACUGGAAUUUAUGUAAGCCACUUGAAUCAGAGAGCAGUGUUGAUCAACUCAUAAGUGUUUUGACUGAAGUAUACUCGGCUGUUGGAAUGGUGAAUUAUCCGUAUCCGAAUGAGUUCUUGAUGCCUGUGCCAGCCUAUCCAGUUAAGGAAAUGUGUAAAUAUUUGGAUUCCUCAUUCGCGGAUGAUAAAUCAUUGUUAAAUGCGAUUUACAAAGCUAUAUCAGUUUACGUGGAUUAUAAAAAAGAAUCAAAAUGUUUGGAUUGGACAGCUGCCCCAUAUGGUAGUGUUGAUGCGAAAACAUGGGGUGUACAAGCUUGCACAGAAAUUGUCAUGCCUUUCUGUAGCAAUGGUGUAACUGAUAUGUUCGAACCAUCGACUUGGGAUUUCAAAGAAAUCAGCCAACAAUGUCACAAUUAUUAUGGAGUAACACUAAAAGAGAAAUUUAUCGAAAAAGAAUAUGGUGGAAAAGACUUACGUUACGCAUCAAAUAUAAUAUUUAGUAAUGGGUUAUUGGAUCCUUGGUCCAGUGGAGGAGUCACUUCAAAAGAUGCACCUUCGUCUGUGGUGGUCUAUGAUGUACCUGACGCUGCCCAUCAUUUGGAUUUACGGGCUUCGCAUGAAAAAGAUCCUCCGAGUGUUCAAAGGGCGAGGAAGCUUUAUAUAAAUAUUUUCAGAAGAUGGAUUAGAAAUUAUCGUAAAACAAAUACGAAUGCUUGAUUUUUCAUAAAGUCGAUUGAUAUUGUGGUUGGUAUAGGAUUGUUGAAACUUGUUCGAUUUGUGAUCAAUAAAUGAAUGAGACAUCGA
Molecule: messenger RNA, 1665 nt
Organism: Planococcus citri (citrus mealybug)
Lineage: Eukaryota; Metazoa; Arthropoda; Insecta; Hemiptera; Pseudococcidae
Product: lysosomal Pro-X carboxypeptidase-like
Exons: 9
Coding region: 118-1578 (486 amino acids)
Biological process (GO): proteolysis
Molecular function (GO): dipeptidyl-peptidase activity; serine-type exopeptidase activity
Source: RefSeq, a predicted model, not a curated record